GACCCCAAUUUUGUUUCUUCAAUAUUUGCUCAUUGAAAUGCCUGCCACAACGCGACAAAACUACGGCACUCGAGUCCAUAAUUGUUUGUCCCGUCGCAAAUCAUUUUGCUUGUUAUCGAGAAAACGCGAAAAAUGCUGAGCUAGCCGCUCUUAAAGGAUUCAAAUUGAACCGUCGAGCGUUUCAGAAAGUCAUUCAACAGAAUAUAAGUGGAAAAAAUGAAUGAUGCUCCAGUCAUCAAUUCUAUUUAAAAGCAUAGAAAGAUAGCACCUUUUUCAGAGCCUCGAGGUGGCGGUGGUGUAUUAGAAUGAAAGAGCACCCUCUAGGGGGCGCUGGCAAAUUGAAAUGAACACGUGCCGUCUUUCCAUAAUCUCGAUGACUGAGUCUAUUUAUGAAAUGAAAAUGUUUUUUUUUUUUUGUCCCCCCCGUUCUCCGGGUGGGCACUUACGUUUCCUCGCCAUCCUCAAAACAUGCAACAUUCAUUGGAGUCUCUAAAUUGCUCCCGUCAGUGUCACUGUCGUCUGUCUCCGUGCGCCCCGUGAUUGGCUGGCGACCAGUUCAGGGUGUACCCCGAAGACAGCUGCGAUUGUCCCCAGGAUAAGAUAGUCGGAAAAUCUUUACAAUGAAUCAGUAAACCGGUUUAAUGAAGAUGAAAGUCAUGCGCGGCGUUUGACUUUCUUUUUCUGUAUUAUGGACAAUAAAUCAAUGAGGCGAAGGAGCAAGUUCGAUCGAAAGCAUUUUGGGAAUAUUGGCGUACUCGUCGAAGGUGAAGUUUUGAUGAAGUCGGCCGUGUCCUUCUGACCUUGGUUUGUCCCCCCCCAGAACGCGGACGUCGAGCAGCUCUCUGCGCAGGCCUCCGAAGCGGAGACGUGGGCCAAUCAGCUUCUCCGACGGAAGGAGGCGCGCCACGGGUCGUCCUCAUGUCGCUCCAGCUGCCUUUAGCGUUCCAAGCGGCGGAGAGACCCUCAUGGCGUUGUCACCAUGCACCAGAGGUGUCUGUGACGUGGCUGCCAUUUUUUUUUAUUCCCGUAAUAAAUGCUGCGGUUUCUGUCAUAGGAAGGAAGAUGUGUGAAUUUGUUACACUGUGGCUAAUAUCGUGCGUCUUUACCGUUAUUGUAUAAAGUGUUUAUGCACUUGUACAUUUUCACAAUUUGAAGGGCAAAGCGUGGAGGUUUUUUUUGUUUGUUUGUUUUUUUUUUUAAUGAGGUGCUUUAUUUAAGCGGACCCUGUCACUAUGUGCUAGCACGACAAAAAGCAAAAAGUUGCCGUUGGUUGAUGUUCCAAUUUUUUUCUAGUUCUGUCACGCAGAUUGUAAACGAGCCAAAUGCAAGGCCGUUGGAGGAUUCCUUCACGGAAGCGCGUAAAUGUUAAAGCUUCCGUUGCGUCACUUUAACAUUGCCGUUAUUGAAUGAAGUUGCCAGAAAGGACCGAAUUGUUCCUGAUUGGCGUUUCUCGCACGGCCUUGAACGCAGCACCGCGGAGCGGGUCUUCAUCCUCACCGUGCGCUCGGCAGCGAGGACCAACCACCAUUGUCUCCUGUCCUCUGCGCUCCUUUCGCUCUUAAGUCGAAGGCGCGCCGCCAUGGACCAGAACCAGGACCUGCAGGCCGUCGCUCAGGUGCGACAAGAAGAAGAAGAAGAAGAAGCUGCAGCAGCAGCGGAAGCGCCUGCACCGAAGCAGCCCGAAGAGCGGCGAGACGAGGCUGGGGAUGCCGACGCGACGGAGGCCGACGUCAGCGAGGUGGUCCUGGACCAGCAGGACGUCGACGAGGACCCGGAGAAGCGGCCCAUGACCGGGGACGCGCAGGCGGAGAAGAACGGCUGCGUCAAGCUCAACGUGGACGGCGACGGCGGCGAGUUCACCGGGCUGAAGAAGGACGAGCUGCUGCGGGUGGCGGGCACACCCGGGUGGGUGCGCACACGCUGGGCCCUGCUGGUUCUGUUCUGGCUGGGCUGGUUGGCCAUGCUGGCGGGCGCCACGCUCCUCAUCCUGCGGGCGCCGCGCUGCCGGGAGCUGCCCGCCACCCGCUGGUGGAACCGGGGGGCGCUCUACCGCGUGCCCAGCGUCCGAGCCUUCAGCGACGCCGGCGACAUCAGAGGCGUGCGUGAGAAGGUGGAUGCCUUGUCCCAGCUGAGGUUGAGCGGUUUGGUGCUGGGGCCGGUCCACGUGGCCCCGCCCGACGACGCCGCCGCGCUCAGCUUUCAGGAGAUCGCGGCUGAGGCCGGAAGUCUGGAGCAGUUCAGGGAGCUUCUGGGCGCCGCGCACAGGAAGGGCAUCUGUGUGGUUUUGGAUCUGACUCCGAACUACCGCGGCUCCAGCGGGUCCUGGUUCUCCGACGCCAGCGUGACGGUGGUGGCCGAGAAGCUGAAGUCUGCGUUGGUGUUCUGGUUCAGCGAAGGCGUGGACGGCGUUCAGCUGGCGGACGUGGACUACGCGGCCGCCGCCGUGCCGUCUCUGUGGGCCGACAUCCGGGCCAUCGUCCAGAACGGGACCAACGAGCGGCCCACCAGGAGACUUUUGAUGGGCGCGACCGAGCGUCGCGCCGCCACGGACGUUUCCGGGGUCCUGUCGUCCAGCGGCGUGGACCUCCUGACGUCCGGGCUCUUGCUGGACGGGGACGCGUCGGAGCUGGCGCGCUCCGUCCAGGACUUGUACGACGCCCACCCUCAGACGCGGCUGGCCUGGAACCUGGGGGGUCGCGGCCGGGGUCACCUGGCCUCGCUGGUGGGCCCGGCGCUGGUCCCGCUUUACCAGUUGCUGCUCUUCACGCUGCCGGGGACGCCCGUGCUGGAGUACGGCGACGAGAUCGGCCUGACGGACGACGGCACGAAGUUUCCCAGGAUGAUUUGGGACUCGGCGGAGGACGAGCUGAAUGGAACCCAGAAGGAGGCUCGCGCCCGCCGCGCGUCCUCUCGCGCCUUCGUGCGCCGCGUGAGCGAGGCGCGCGCCAAAGAGCGCUCCCUGCUGUUCGGGGACUUCGUGGCGGUGGCCAACUCGUCGUCCUCGCUGGCCUUCGUCCGCUCGUGGGACCAGAACGCCGCCUUCCUGGCCGCCUUCAACUUUGACCGGCGCGAGGCCCGGCCGGAGCCCGUCCGCGCGGCGCUGCCCCGGGUGGCCGAGGUGGUCCUCGCCACCGACCCGACGAGGGGCGCCGGCGCGGACCCGGCCGCGCUGCGUCUGGCCGGCGGGGAAGCGCUGCUGCUCAAGCUCCCCUCGGCCGGUUAGGCCUCUCGACGUGCUCGUGUUUGCUCUGUGAAGAAAUGACAAAUAAAUGUCAACCCCGCCUGACGGUGGCGCCCGCUUCUCGUCUGAGUUUGUUCGCUGCUCACAUUCGUCCGUCCUCCCUCCGCGAGGAAGGAUGCCAACGAAGCGGAGACGUCGAA
Syngnathoides biaculeatus (alligator pipefish) is the source of this 3381-nucleotide messenger RNA. RefSeq names its product amino acid transporter heavy chain SLC3A2-like. NCBI's taxonomy places the organism in Eukaryota, Metazoa, Chordata, Actinopteri, Syngnathiformes, Syngnathidae. Bases 1580 to 3223 code for a protein of 547 amino acids. Gene Ontology annotation, biological process: amino acid transport; carbohydrate metabolic process. The transcript has 10 exons. The record is from RefSeq and is a predicted model, not a curated record.